CUCUCUCUCUCUCUACUAUUUUGUAGACUUCUCUCUCUCAUGACUAUUUUGUAAGUUUUUGUCAGUCUUGCCCUACUAUUUAUAGGACUCCUCUCUCCCUACUAUUAUACACCUCACUACUCUGUAUCUCUGAGGACAAUUUCUCUCUGUCUGUCUUGCCCUACUAUUUAUAGGACUCCUCUCUCCCUACUAUUAUACACCUCACUACUCUGUAUCUCUGAGGACUAUUUCUCUCUGUCUGUCUUGCCCUACUAUUUAUAGGACUUAUCUGUCAUGACUAUUUUGUACCUUUUUUAUGUCUUGCUCUACUAUUUUGUAGGACUUGUAAGUACCAUUUUAUUUUAUUUCUCUCUCUCUCUCUCUCUCUCCCAUUAUUCAUUUAAACGAUUGCCACGAUUUCCACAGCCAGCAGCACGCUUGACAUUACUACCAUCAAUAUUUCUCUGCAAACACCACUAACUUUAGGCCCCAUACCACCACCGCUAACGGCAACAAAUUUCGCCUUCUAGAUUUUCCCUCUCUUCAAGAUGCAGGGCUACUCGCACAUAAGAACUACCAAAUCUAUGUCCGUUGAUUUCUCAGAUCUCUCCUUCUAUCCCCCUCCGAGCCCCAUUUCUGCCAUGGCCAAGAAGCAUAAAAAACCACAAGGAAAAGAUGAGAGAGAAGGGAAAGAAGAGAGAGAAAGUGGAGAAGAAAUGGGUCAGCAAUUUGCGGUCAUUCUUAACAGGAAUCUCUCAGUUGGAGCAGCAGAGCACGGCAGGUUGAGGAGAGAGAGUAGUGAGAGAAAAACCAGUUUGGUAAAGAGGGCUUUCUCCAUGAGGAGAUCCUCCUCUGUUGCAGAAGGAUAUAGUAGAAUCCAUGAUCAGUAUGAUCAGGAGCUCCUCAAUAUUCAUGAAGCCCCUGGUUUGAAGAAGAAAAGGGGCAAGUUUCUCAAGGUAUGUAAGCGCCUGUUUGGAUUUUAAGCAUUGCUUCGUAACUUUCUCUCUCUAAAUGUUUCAAAGUUUGAAUAUUUAGCAUGUAAUGGGUUUCUCUCUCUGUUUAUUAUGUCCAAUCUCUCUCUUGGAAGCGAAUCACUAGAUGAGCUAGGAUCGAUUUUCUUUUUUUUGGGCAAAUAUCAUCGUUGCCUUUUUUUUUUAUUACUUUGAAUAUCAAACACUACUUGGGCUGCUGGGUAUAUCGACUUGGGCCUCUCUCUCUCUAAUGGCUUCUUGUUUAGCUAUGUUAUGAUGGCAUCCAAGAAUUACAUAAAUAUACUGAAUUUCAGACAA
Messenger RNA from Amborella trichopoda, 1268 nucleotides. The record is from RefSeq and is a predicted model, not a curated record. NCBI's taxonomy places the organism in Eukaryota, Viridiplantae, Streptophyta, Magnoliopsida, Amborellales, Amborellaceae.